AUGUUAUUACGUGCCAUCAGAUAUUGUUCAACAUCUGAAUCAUAUCUAAAUGAACGUGAAAAAUUAAGAAUGGCGUUAUUACUUAAUAAAUAUCCAAAUAAAAUUAUCAACGAACAAUUCAAUAAUGUAUUAUCAAAAUUUAGGAUUAAUGAACCAUUAACUUCAAUGAAUUAUAAUGGAUCUCGUCAAAAAAUUAUAGAUUCUCCUAUGAAAAAGAAACUACUGGUGAAUUACGAGAAAUCGAUAUUUGUCCACUUUACCUAUUGUUCAAGUAUGAAGACAUUUCCUAUAAAAUUCCAUAGCUUAUGGGAGAAAUACUUUGAUAAAUCUCCAAUUAAUGAAGUUAUCCCCAUACUUGGUACAAGAAAUGUCGAUAAUCUACAAAAACGGUUAAUACAUACAAAGUCUAAAAAUUGA
Messenger RNA from Rotaria socialis, 417 nucleotides. The record is from the annotation of a GenBank genome assembly. Lineage: Eukaryota; Metazoa; Rotifera; Eurotatoria; Philodinida; Philodinidae.